GCUGAUUGGUGACAGCUUGGCACAUUUAGAAACUCCUGGGUAAGCGACAAACAGCAAACCAUUUCGUCACUCACUGGCUCUGCCAGUGACCCGCCAAUCGCAGCCAACGGCCGAUCUUUUUGCCUCCAUUUAUCGUCAACUUAAAAAUCGCCGAUUCAACACUAGUCUGUCCACCUGAUAUUUUUAAUUUCAAUUUCUCGUCCUCGGUACUAUUUUCGACUUGUUUCUCUUCUUCCUUUCUCUCUUCCGUGUCCGACUCUGCAAAAGUUUUUUUUGUUUCUAACAGAGAAGGUCCAGACGCAGGGAAAGAGAAAGAAGAGAAACAAAAACCAAAGGCGUGAUCCCUAAAUAGUUUCUCUUUGUUCUCUCAUCAAUGGAGUAUCACCAUCACCAAGCUUCCUCUGCUACAGCUUUCUCCAAUAAGGUCGCUAACGGUGGAGUCUUAGCUGGAAAGCACGCGUACGACGGUAUUUUUGGUUGUGUACCUAAGCCUGGGUCUCGAAUGGAGGAUUACAGAGAGAUAUUUGGUGGCGCUGGUGCUUGUUCGAUUCCGAUUCUCGAUUUCCCUGAGCUGAAGGACAGAAAGGCUUCGAUGGACGCACGAAGCUCGAGGCCAGACUACUCGAAGAUUUUUGGUGGUUUUGCAGAGACGGAUUUUGCUGUGCCAUAUGAGGAAUUGUUUUCAAAACCAAAGAAAGUGAAGAAUUCGUCUCAGGAAGCUCGGGCUACAGAUAAAGCCAAGUUCUGCUCUGCAGGGCCAGAACACUUUAAUAGUUCAGAACAGAAACAUGCACCAUUACCUGAAGUAUCUUCCCAGACGCUUGAUGGUGGGAAACAAAUUAACCUAUCAUAUAACAAGAGCAACCCGGAAAGCAAAAGUGGGACACAUGGAAUGACCAAUGUUGGUCAGCUCCACGCCACUCCUGGUUCUACUUGUUUGAUUGAUGAAAUCACUCCCUCGCAGAUGACUGAAGGUGACAAGGUAGUAUACUCAGUAUCAAAUGAUGCUAAUCUGAAUGUCCAUGUCAGUGAGGGCAUAAAGCAAAGCAAACCUUUCAGGAAAAUUGUGUCAGGUCCAAUUAACCUGUCAUGUAAUAAGGCCAACCCAGAAACCAAAAGUGGUGGAAUCACUAAUAUUGGUCAGCUCCAAGACAUACCUGGUUAUACUUGUUCGAUUGAUGAAAUCACUCCGUUGCAGAUGACUGAAGGUGACAAGCGAGUACACACAGUAUCAAAUGAUGCUCCUCUGAAUGUUAAUGUCAGUGAAGGGGUAAAGCAAAGCAAACAGCUGCGGAAAGUUGUGUCAGUUCCGAUCAACCUCUCAUAUAAUAAGAACAACGUAGAAAGCAAAAGUUGCACAAAUGGAAUGACAAAUACUGGUCAGCUCCAUGCUGUUCCUGGUUAUACUUCGACUGAUGAAAUCACUCCUUUACAGAUGACCGAAGGUGGCAAGCCAGUACACACAGUAGCAAAUGAUGGUCAUCUGAAUGUUAAUGUCAGUGAGGGCAUAAAGCAAAGCAAACCACUCCGGAAAGUUGUGUCAGGUCCACAACCUAGAGAAUCUGCUAAAAACAGUUCUAGAGAUCAUGCCAACUUUCAGAAAAAAUCCAGCAGGAAUAAAUCCUUUUCAAAUGAUAUAUCAUUUGAUGCAUUUGAAAAUGGCUUUGGCAUGCAGCAAUCGACAUUGUCACCUCUAAGCUCAAUGCCUAAUUUAGGUAAUAAUAGGGAUGGCACUAUGAGGUCUAUGAAUUCGAAGUUUAGGUUUUUUAGUGAUGCUGCUUCUGAAGGCGCUGCUGGUAGUUAUUCACCACCUUCAUUGGAUGAUGAAAUAGAUACUAAUUCAGCUGCAGCUGCCUCUGCCGCUGCUGUAAGGAAGGCAAUAGAAGAGGCUCAAGCAAAGAUUAAAAUAGCCAAAGAAUUAAUGGAAAGAAAGAAGGAAGGACUUCCAAAUCGCUCGAGAUCAAAAUUUAGUAAUCGCUUGAAAGAUGAGAGAAGGGAGGUUGACGCUGCAGAAAAAGCAAAUAGAUCCAAAGAGAAGCCCAAAGAAAUGCUUUGGAAACCUUGUACUCCACAGCAAGAUUUUUCCAGCUUACCAGAGCACAUUGCAACACAAGCAAGCCAUGUAACCCCUGAAUUCAGAAAUGCAAAGAAAUCAUCUCUUAUGGAAAAUGCUAUGGGAGAUACAAACACCACAGGUUACAAAUUGGCUGAAGUGGAUAAUAGGAUGGAAUCAGAAAGCAUAAAAGCAAAAGAUGAGUUUUCUGAACCUGUUGAUACCAGUGCACAUAGAGCAAUGACAAUGGAGGUUGAGCAAGAAAAAAAUGCUGAGAGAAUGAAACUAUCAGCUAGUGAGAACAAAUGCAAGGAGAAGAUGACUAGAGAGGAAAACAUCAAGAAGCAACUGGAGUGUGAUAAUGAGAAAUUAAAAUCAUUUGAGAAGCUGGAGAAGGUGAAGAGGGAACUAAAUUCAGUGGAAGUAGGAUUUGAGUGGGAUGUGUACAGAAACAAUAUCAAGCCAGCUGAAGAGCUUCAUCUUCAAAUUGAAAAUGAAAAGAAAAAUAGAGUUGCUUAUGAGCGUGAAGAAGCUGGUCUAACUUCUAAAGUGCCCAGUGAACAGGAAGAAUGUGAGAGCACAGAGAAAUGGUUGCAUGAAUCAGAAGAAAAUAAAGAACUUGAAAUCCAAGAUUUAGAAGAAAACAAAGACAAAGAGGAACUAAAAGAAUCUCAGAAUUUGGUGAAAAUUGAGAAGAAACAGAGAGAGGCACACAAUCAAGAGGAAAUGGAGAAUAGAUUUAAUGCAGUUCCAGUGGGACGGGAGAGUAAGAGUAGAUUAGAAGAAACUUGUAGCUAUAAAGGAAAUGAGAACGGACAGAAGGAAGAUUUGGAGGGGUUGGGAAGUGAAAUGAAACAACAAGAGGGUCCAUAUCAGCAAGAGAAUGAGAAGAAACUCGGUGAUGCCAAUUCAGAUGAUUCUGAGAAGUUUUUUCAAGUUCAUGAACAGGAAGUAAUUAAGGUGAGAUAUAAUCCGGACAUGGAAGGAAGUGAGGGGAUGCUUGGAGAGGAUUGUGUAACUAAAGGAAAUAAGAAACUGGAAGAGACCAAACAGAAUGAGAAGACACAUGGAGAGGAUUGUGGAACAAAAGGAAAUGAGCAACUGGAAGAGACCAAACAGAAUGAGAAGACACAUGCAGGGGAUUGUGGAACAAAAGGAAAUGAGAAACUGGAAGAGACCAAACAAAAUGAGAAGAUGCUUGGAGAGGAUUGUGGAACAAAAGGCAAUGAUAACUGGGAAGAGACCAAACAGAAUGAGAAGAUGCUCAAAGAGGAUAAUCAGAUGGAUGAAACAGAGGAAGUCAUGACUUGUGAAGUGUUAGAAACUGAGCGCAAACAACAACAGAUUCAUCUGAGGGCGGAGGACGAGAGCAAUUUAGAAGCAACUCAACAGGCUUUGAGAUACCAGGAGAACAAUCUUGAAACAAAUAAUGAUGUUUACAAAGUAGAUGAAAAUGGAAAUGCAGGCAAAGCUGACGAUGCUGGUGGCUAUGGAGAUAAAGAAAGAUUGGAACAUGUAAAAUUAACUGCCGAGAUAUUUGCAUUUGAAGAGAAUGGGAAGAUGAUGGACGCAAGUGAAGAUUCCUUUCCUGAGGAGACUGGAAAAGGUUCAGAAGCAACUGAAGAGGCAAAUGAUCUGGUGGAAGAAGAGAACUUUGAAACUGGUGUCCCAGAACGAGAUCUCCCUGGUUUUGAUGGGAUUAAGAAGCAAACAACUGAUGUGUGUUUAGGUGAAACAGUUGUCACCCUCGAUCACAAACUAAAUGAAUUUCAUGUGGCAGAGUAUGAGAAAAUCCAUGAAGGGGAAAAGCUUACUGAAGAAGAAACCUCUCAUUUGGAUGAAAAUGAGAAGGAUGACAGUGAGUCUGAAUUUGGCCCCAGUUAUGAAGAAAAUGAGAGUAAUUCUGCAUCUUCUCAGGAGGAAAGAUGGUUAGUUAAUGGCAUAGAGUCUAAGACACUGUCUGACUCGGUAAUGCAUGUUGAAGAAGCAGCUUGUGAACUGGGAGAGAAUAACAAGGACAUGGAGGAAUCUGAAGUUCCUUCUAAUCACGAAGAAGUUGAGACUUAUUUUGAAUCUUCUUCCGAGGAAAGAUGGAUAAAUAAUAGGAUUGACAAGCAAGCAAUUCAGCAGCCACAUAUUCUUGAGGGGGAAGGAAUAAACAUGGGAAUAUCGCAAGAGGACAGAACAAACAAAAGCACUGAUAAAAAGGAGGUGAAGUAUCUUGAGAAUCUGAUGGUGAAGAAGAAAGUUGAAGGUUUGCAAAAGGAAGUGGAGUCGGAAAAGAAACAUCAUGGAAGAAAGGAAGAAGAAAAAGCUAGGGAAAUGGAAAAGGAAAGAAUAGCUGUGGAAAGAGCAAUCCGAGAAGCUCGUGAAAGGGCUUUUGCUGAAGCUCGAGAAAGGGCAGCCGCAGAAAGAGCAGCUGCAGGAGCUCAUCAAAGGGUAAUGGCAGAUGCUCGAGAAAGGUUAGAGAAGGCAGGUGCUGAGGCUAAUGGUAAGUCAGCAGCAGAGAAGGCAUCUAUGGAAGCCAAACUAAAGGCAGAGAGGGCUGCAGUUGAGAGAGCAACUGCAGAGGCCAGGGAGCGUGCCCUGGAAAAGGCAUUGUCUGAGAAAGCUUCUUUUAAGGCAAGAAAUCAAGCGGAGACGUUCUCUGGUGCUUCAAGAGAUGGAAUAAAAUCCAGCGAUCAACAAUAUAAAGAUCCAUGUCCUUCCAACAGUUCCAAAUAUCCAAGCACUUCAAAUCAUGAUGGGAGAUUUAACGGUGGUAAUGGUGAAUUAGCCGAAAGGUGUAAAGCUACAUUAGAAAGGAAUCAAAGGACAGCCGAACGUGCGGCAAAAGCUCUUGCAGAGAAGAAUAUGCGGGAUCUUCUUGCUCAGAAAGAACAAGCUGAGAGAAAUAGAUUAGCAGAAACUCUGGAUGCUGAUGUCAAACGGUGGUCAAGCGGGAAGGAAAGGAAUUUGCGUGCCUUGCUCUCAACACUACAAUAUAUCCUGGGCCCUGAUAGUGGUUGGCAGCCAAUUCCUCUCACAGAUCUUAUAUCAACUGCUGCAGUGAAAAAGGCUUACCGCAAAGCCACUCUUUUUGUUCAUCCUGAUAAGUUGCAGCAAAGGGGUGCAAGCAUACAACAGAAAUACACAUGUGAGAAAGUUUUUGACCUUCUAAAGGAUGCUUGGAACAAAUUUAAUGCAGAAGAACGUUAGAUUAUCCGUUCAUCUCCUCAAAAGUAGCAUACACCAUGUUUUUAUUAUAAAUUGCAGCAGAACACAUUUCCACAUUUGAAGCCUCUGGUGUACAAAUAAGAAAAUUAUCUAGGGAUUCUUUUUCUCAUUAUGCAGCUUCAGAAAGACAGAUGGGAUGGCGGUGAUGGGUGGAACAUUUCAAUAAUGUAUUAGCGUGCUGCUGAAAUUCAAUGGAAACAUAAUGUUGAACUUGAAUAUAUACGAGAAUGAAAUACUAAGUACGAUGAAACUUGCUGGAGCAA
Manihot esculenta (cassava) is the source of this 5532-nucleotide messenger RNA. Its product is annotated as auxilin-like protein 1. The transcript has 8 exons. Bases 374 to 5251 code for a protein of 1625 amino acids. Gene Ontology annotation, biological process: clathrin coat disassembly; clathrin-dependent endocytosis. Gene Ontology annotation, molecular function: clathrin binding. Gene Ontology annotation, cellular component: intracellular membrane-bounded organelle; cytoplasm; vesicle. Lineage: Eukaryota; Viridiplantae; Streptophyta; Magnoliopsida; Malpighiales; Euphorbiaceae. The record is from RefSeq and is a predicted model, not a curated record.